Huiozyma naganishii CBS 8797 is the source of this 753-nucleotide messenger RNA. RefSeq names its product proteasome core particle subunit alpha 2 (gene PRE8). Bases 1 to 753 code for a protein of 250 amino acids. Gene Ontology annotation, biological process: ubiquitin-dependent protein catabolic process. The record is from RefSeq and is a predicted model, not a curated record. The transcript has a single exon. Gene Ontology annotation, cellular component: proteasome core complex; proteasome core complex, alpha-subunit complex. Lineage: Eukaryota; Fungi; Ascomycota; Saccharomycetes; Saccharomycetales; Saccharomycetaceae.
AUGACCGACAGAUACGCAUUUUCGCUGACGACUUUUUCCCCCAGUGGGAAAUUAGGUCAGAUUGACUACGCUCUAGCGGCCGUGAAGCAAGGUGUCACCUCGCUGGGUAUUAAGGCGACGAAUGGUGUUGUCAUUGCCACAGAGAAGAAGUCGAGUUCUCCAUUGGCCUUGACAGACACGCUGUCGAAAAUCGAGCUUAUAACCCCAGAUAUAGGUGCUGUGUACUCUGGAAUGGGUCCUGAUUACAGGGUGCUCGUGGAUAAGUCGAGGAAAGUAGCGCACACGCAUUACAAGCGGAUCUACAACGAAUAUCCGCCCACGAAGCUUUUGGUGUCUGAGAUUGCAGAAGUCAUGCAGGAGGCCACCCAAUCCGGUGGUGUGCGGCCAUUCGGUGUGUCGCUUCUUGUUGCCGGCUAUGACGACCACAGGGGGUUCAGUCUCUACCAAGUGGACCCAUCUGGUUCAUACUUCCCCUGGAAGGCCACUGCCAUCGGGAAGGGUGCCACUGCUGCAAAGACCUUCUUGGAGAAAAGAUGGAACGACGAGUUAGAACUGGAAGAUGCCAUUCACAUCGCUUUGCUGACGUUGAAAGAAUCUGUGGAAGGUGAAUUUAACGGCGACACAAUAGAGAUUGGUAUUAUCGGAGAACCAAAUAACGACCAAUUGGGGUACACGGGUGUCCCAACAGAUGUGGGCCCAAGGUUUAGAAGUCUAACCUCGCAAGAAAUCAACGAUAGACUAGAAGCUCUAUGA